Doryrhamphus excisus (bluestripe pipefish) is the source of this 2323-nucleotide messenger RNA. RefSeq names its product myostatin b (gene mstnb). Gene Ontology annotation, cellular component: extracellular region. Gene Ontology annotation, molecular function: growth factor activity; cytokine activity. NCBI's taxonomy places the organism in Eukaryota, Metazoa, Chordata, Actinopteri, Syngnathiformes, Syngnathidae. The record is from RefSeq and is a predicted model, not a curated record.
UUGGACUAUAAAAACGUGCGCACUAAUAACGUGUGAUCAGCGUGGGACAUUAACUCCAAACACUUGGUCCAACCCUCACCGCGGGAUCCUUUUGAAACUUUUCCCACACGUUGGAGACAAUGCGUCUGUCUCAAUUACCCUUGUGUUUGACUUUGCUGGUGGUUUUUUUGGCUCCAGUCGCCCUGAGCGACCGAGAGACGCACCCGCAGCCUUCCAGCACCAGUCCGGAGGACUCCGAGCAGUGCUCCACCUGCGACGUCCGCCAGCAAAUCAAAACCAUGCGGCUGAACGCCAUCAAAUCUCAGAUUCUGAGCAAACUGCGAAUGAAAGAGGCUCCCAAUAUUAGCCGCGAUGUUGUGAAGCAGCUCCUGCCUAAAGCGCCGCCGCUGCAGCAGCUUCUCGACCAGUACGACGUACUGGGAGACGAUAACAAGGAUGUGGUGAUGGAGGAGGACGACGAGCAUGCAGUCACCGAGACUAUAAUGAUGAUGGCUACUGAACCUUCGACUGUCGUCCAAGUAAAAGGAGAACCAAAAUGCUGUUUCUUCUCCUUCACCCAAAAGUUUCAAGCCAGCCGUAUAUUCCGGGCUCAGCUAUGGGUCCACCUGCGUCCCGCUGACGAGGCUACCACAGUCUUCCUGCAAAUCUCCAGACUGAUGCCGGUUUCAGACGGCAACAGACACAUAAGGAUCCGCUCCUUGAAGAUCGACGUGAAUGCUGGAGUUAGUUCUUGGCAAAGUAUAGACGUCAAACAAGUGCUGACCGUGUGGCUGCGUCAGCCGGAGACCAACUGGGGCAUCGAGAUAAACGCCUUUGACAACAGAGGGAAUGAUUUGGCCGUGACAUCCGCUGAGCCAGGAGUAGAAGGACUGCAACCGUUCAUGGAGGUGAAGCUCUCAGAAGGCCCCAAACGCAUGAAAAGAGACUCCGGCCUGGACUGUGAUGAAAACUCUCCAGAGUCCAGAUGCUGCCGUUAUCCACUCACAGUAGACUUUGAAGACUUUGGCUGGGACUGGAUUAUCGCGCCAAAGCGUUACAAGGCCAAUUACUGCUCAGGGGAGUGUGAGUACAUGCAUUUGCAGAAGUACCCGCACACCCACCUUGUGAACAAAGCCAACCCCAGAGGGAACGCGGGCCCAUGCUGCACCCCUACCAAGAUGUCGCCCAUCAACAUGCUCUACUUUAAUCGCAAAGAGCAGAUCAUCUACGGCAAGAUCCCCUCCAUGGUGGUGGACCGUUGUGGGUGCUCUUGAGCCACCACUUCGAGCCUGAUAAGGGAGGCAGGAUUUAGGGGCCUUCACUACAGACUUUUUGAUCUAAACACCAAUUCCAGUACUUUCCUGCAGAACACAGUGCAAUAGAACCACACUAGAGGUCCCAAUAAGCUUUGACAUGUGUCAUACUGUAGCUCCUUUUUUUUUCUUUUCCGGUGAAAUGUUAGCCAUACAGGCUUAAUGGAGGAUGCAAAAAUACACACACAUGAAUGUAGACAGAAACGAUCAGUUCUUCGACUCAAUGGUCUGUGCUUAAUACUGUUUCUCCCUUUCACCCACCUAAAAACACUCAACUCACAACUUAAGGAGUCCAAAUGCUCCUCAAAGCCAAAGAGCUUUCUGGCGUAUUUUUUUACCGUCUAGAACAGGGGUCGGCAACCUUUAUUAGGUGCUUUUCAGAAAAUGGGCGUUCUGAAAAUGUCUUUCAACCCCUUUUUUGUUGUUUCUCGCCACAUAGCAAGCAUAUAGAUGGUUAUAAUGGUUAGCUUACGGCUGGUGGGACAAUACUUCUGUCACGUAUCAAAGAACACAAGCAGGCAAACAGCAUCUUCCUCUCACUUCCUCAGAACUCAGCCAUGAUGCAUUUAUGGUCUUGCAGAAAGUCAGUUAUUUUUGUGCAUUUUCCCUUAGUAAGUAUUCAAGCUUUACGAAGGGAGCCACAACAAGGAGGAUGGAGAGCCGCGGGUUGCCGACCCCUGGUCUAGAAGAACAUCAUGUGAUCAUCACUCACAUGUAUUGUGGUCGUAAAAUCCUAUUUACAGCGUCAAAGAACUUGAACUGAAGGCACAAGGAAUGCAGUGUUAAAGAUAGAAAUAGAUUAUCAGUACGUAUGAAUGUGGACGUAAUAAUCUGUACAAUGCAGUUUGCACUAUGGCACACCAAUAGAAAGAAUUGGUUGCUACCAAAAACUUGUUGUAAAAACUGAUUUUGAUAUGUUUGUAAUGUGUACAUACUGUAUGCCUUUGUUUCCUUUAGGAGUUGCUUUUCUGAACCACUUUUGGUAAAAAAUAAUAAACGACAGUCUAACAAGAUGGCAGAUGUGAUGUAGC